AUGAACACAGACAGUGGAAUUGAUAUGGUAAACUACCGGAAAAGUUGGAAAGAAUCAACUACUACAUAUAGACUAUUAGUGCAGGGUGAGUUUUCUAAGGUUUCAGUUCUGGUAAUUUGCUGUAUUCUAGAAGAUUCAACGUAGCAUUGCAGCUUCAGCCAUCAACAUGUAUGUUGAUUGAUACAUUUGACAUUGUGUCACACCCUGGCUCUGGGACUCUAUAUGUUGAGCCAGGGUGUGGAUAGUCUAUAUGUUGUAUUUCUAUGUUGGCCUGAGUGACUCCCAAUCAGAGGCAACGAGUGUCAGCUGGUUGUCUCUGAUUGGGAGCCAUAUUUAACUGUCUGUCUUUCACUUUGUGUUUGUGGUUUCUUGUUCGUAUUUUGGUUUGUGUAUGACCAUUGACUAUCACGUCGUCCUUUUGUUGUUUUGAUCGUGUGAUCAUCAUAUUAAAUAAAUAUGUUCACAUUCAACGCUGCGCCUUGGUCCUCCUCCUUAGACGAUCGUGACAGAAGAAACCACCAGAACUGGACCAAGCAGCCUAGUGAGGAGCAGAGUGGGUGGACUUGGCAACAGUGGAGGCAGAGCUUCGACUGGGUCAAGCCGAAUGAGGAGCUGAAUGGCGGAGAUUGGAAGCAGAAGAGCGAGAGUUGGGCGAGAAUUAUCGAGGCCUGGCCCACGGGGAAGAGAGACUCCCAGAAAAUUUUUAGGGGGGGGGCUCACGACGUCGGACCAGCAGGAGGCCGCGAUAGAGCGGCCCAGCGGGUUGCCAGAGGAGGCCGCCAGGUUACGGGGGCCACUGGUCGAAGAGGGGAUGGAGGAUGUAGAGGCACGGCGAGAGGUACUGGCGUGUGUUGCCAGUCCGGUCCGGCCCGUUCCAGAUCCCGGUGUAGGGCCAGUGGUGUGUGUCCCCAGUACGGUCCGGUCUGUUCCUGCUCCCCGCACCAAGUCAGGGGUGCGCAUCGUCAGCCCGGUCCGGCCCGUUCCUACUCCACGCACCAAGCCAGGGGUGCGCAUCGUCAGCCCGGUCCGGCCCGUUCCUACUCCACGCACCAAGCCAGGGGUGCGCAUCGUCAGCCCGGUCCGGCCCGUUCCUACUCCACGCACCAAGCCAGGGGUGCGCAUCGUCAGCCCGGUCCGGCCCGUUCCUACUCCACGCACCAAGCCAGGGGUGCGCAUCGUCAGCCCGGUCCGGCCCGUUCCUACUCCACGCACCAAGCCAGGGGUGCGCAUCGUCAGCCCGGUCCGGCCCGUUCCUACUCCACGCACCAAGCCAGGGGUGCGCGUUGUCAGUCCCGCACAACCCGUGCCUGGGUCACCGGUGCCUGGUAAGGUACCGGUCAGCUGCUCCACACCGGAGCCUAAGCGGUCCGCUUCAACGAUGUCCGGUCCAGCUCCAGCCAGCGGGGCCAGACCGGACCAGGGGCGCCACGGGGGGAUGGUGGAAGGGUGGUGGUCAAGCCCGGAACCGGAACCGCCUCCGAGGAGGAAUGCCCACCCAGCCCUCCCCUGGUUUGUGUACGUUUAGGCGCGGUCGCAGUCCGCGCCUUUAGGGGGGGGGUACUGUCACACCCUGGCUCUGGGACUCUAUAUGUUGAGCCAGGGUGUGGAUAGUCUAUAUGUUGUAUUUCUAUGUUGGCCUGAGUGACUCCCAAUCAGAGGCAGCGAGUGUCAGCUGGUUGUCUCUGAUUGGGAGCCAUAUUUAACUGUCUGUCUUUCACUUUGUGUUUGUGGUUUCUUGUUCGUAUUUUGGUUUGUGUAUGACCAUUGACUAUCACGUCGUCCUUUUGUUGUUUUGAUCGUGUGAUCAUCAUAUUAAAUAAAUAUGUUCACAUUCAACGCUGCGCCUUGGUCCUCCUCCUUAGACGAUCGUGACACAUUGGGUCCAUCUCAAUAGUCAGUGACCUUUCCUUUUCUCCUCUCCUUCAUUUACACUGAUUUUGAAGUUGCAUCAGGUUCUAGAGUUGCAUUAUGGGUGAAUGCAAUAUGGUGGACACCUUAAAAAUCUCCAGAUCAGUAAUGCAUGUAGGCCUAAUAUUUCUCAACUCUUCUUUGGUUCUCUCAUAGAUCAUGUUCCCAAACCAGUUAUGGAUGUCACGUCUCUCUUCAACACAAGUGUGGGACUCUGUGACGUCACAGUGAACUGUUCAGUUAAAGAUGGCUGGAUGUUGUCUGUCUGUGGCGGGGGUCAGUGUACACGGUCACAACAGUUACUGUCUCUGUCUGGGGUCAACAUCAUCAUCUCCAAUGGCAACGGGACUAUCCAAUGCACCACCAGCAACCACGUCAGCACACAGACCAUCUCUCAACCCAUGGAGGACUGUAAGUACCAUUUAGCCGUCACCUUCACUGUAUACCUCUAUCACUGUUUAAUAACCUACUAAUAAUAUAAUAUGAAUAAAAGUUACAUUCAUUGGUAUGAAUAAUAAAUAUAAACAGUUUUUAUAUAAAUGCAGUUAUAAAUCCUCUCCAGCGAAAACAUCUUAAUAAUUCUGUCUAUGUCAAACUAUUGGUCUAUGAUGAUUAUUUGACCGAAUCUAUUGUUAUUUAAGUAAUUCUAUAAGGAUUAAACUGUCUGUUCUCUGUGUGUGACCUCAGGUAGUGGUGAGAAGGAUGGAAAAGCUUCAGCAAUACCAGGCGCCAUUGUGGAUGCUGUUAUUGGUGGAUUAAUCUUAGUUGAUGUGUUAGCUGUGUUAGCUGUGUUAUGGGUUAGAUACAUCAAACAUGCCAGAACAAUGGCGACUCCUAAAGAACAUUCACUAGAAAAGGUACUUUCUCUUUCAUUCAUUUAUGAAUACAUUAUAACUACAAAAAAAAAAGAAGAAUACAAAUGUUAUUGUAAUAUUUAAUGUUUUAUCUCUAAGCAGGUCAUUGUCCAAGUGCUUCCAACUCCAGAACCAUAGCGUCCUCCUGAGACACUUCCUGUCUUUGUCACUGAGAAGAAACCAACAUAACUCAGUUGACACAGGAAGCGCAUCACCAGGUCUAAGGACCGCAGAAUAGGACUUCCUCUGAGAUAACAUCAUACAUUGGGUUACAUCUGUUCUAGACAUUGCACAGAAACUGUGGGACAUUUCACUAUGGCCUAUGAACUACAUGGAUCUGAAUUGGACAGGUAUUAGCAAUAUCCCACUGGGCAAAAACUGGUGAAUCAAUGUUGUUUCCACAUCAUUUCAAUCAACGUGGAAAACAGAUUGGAUUUGCAAAAAGUAAUCGAAUUGUAUCUUUUUUUCACCCAACGUUUAACCUAAAUCCAAUGACUUGGUGAAAUGUUUUGUUGAUUUCACGUUGAAUUCAUGAUUAGUUGACAACUCAACCAAAUGUAAAUCAAAACAAGAUGUUGAACGAUUAGUUACCGGAGUGUAACUCCAGUUCUAUGAGUGGAGCGGAGCCCCAUAGGGGAGCUCUGCUCCUAGUGGUUUACCCUCUGCCCUAAGGCAGCAUCAGCCUGAGACAAAAUUAUGCACAAACCUGCAGCCAAUAGGAGUACAGGUGUCCCUAUAAGAGGGGAUGCCUCCCCUCAAUCAGCCUCCCGAGAUAUUUAUCUUCAGCGAGACUAGAGAGGGUCGGCAGGGCCUUAAGUCCUAUGGGGCUCCGCUCCACUCAUAGAACUGGAGUUACACUCCGGUAACUAAUCAUUCUAUAUCGUGGAGCUCCGCCCCAUAGGGGAGCUCUGCUCCUAGUGGUUUAAGGCGGAGCGUAGCGCUCCAAAAUGUACUCCCUGCCGAGCCUAACACUUCCCAUUAAAAAUGAAAAGGUCAGGCCUAGCAAUGGCUGCAACCAAUUCCCGCAGUACUGCAACUACUGAACCCAUACGGGCGUCACAAUAUACCGCGUCAUCGGUUAAAAACCCGCCCCACCUAGUCCAAUGGCAAUGCCAAUGACUAGUGGGCAGAUCACCAGAAUAGAAGCCAUACUAAUCUGUACUAGCAGAUAGAUGUGCCUCAAUAUCCUGUGAAAAAACUACCGACCACUAAUGGAAUGACACCAAGUGUCACUCUACAUUGUGUACACGGUAGACCGCCUCACUCACUCAAUGGAACCCCAGAGAUUAGUGGGCAGAAAACAGAACAUGAGUCAUACUAAACUGAACAAGCAGAUAGAUGACCUCACAUUCCAUUCCAUUGUUAUGACAGAUCCAAUAGUAUCGUAACCAAGUUCCUACUAUUAUCACCUAUCAUUCCGCCUCACUCCAGUGAAUCACUGGUGGGCAGAUCAAUACAUGCCCUCUACUGUACUGAACCAGUCAGUCUGGAGUCAUGCCAAAAAACAUGCCUUCCUAUCCAAAGCGGACCUGAUGGAAACCUAUGUCCACAGUCCUGCUUUUCCUCUCCUUCUAGCUCAAGAUCUCCCUUCAGCUAUGCCGAGUACAGAUCGAACGAAAGAGUUAAAAGCCAUAUCUACAAAACAUGUCUUCCUAUCCAAAGCGGACCUGAUGGAAACCUGUGUCCACAGUCCUGCUUUUCCUCUCCUUCUAGCUCAAGGUCCACAGUCCUGCUUUUCCUCUCCUUCUAGCUCAAGGUAUCCCUUCAGCUACGCUGAGUACAGACCGAGCCACUGUGAGGCUCACCCCUCACAGUUUUGGGGGAUUUCAACCUCCCUAUGUCCACAUUUGACUCAUUUCUCUCUGCCUCCUUCUUUCCACUUCUCUCCUCUUUUGACCUCACCCUCUCACCGUCCCCCCCUACUCACAAGGCAGGCAAUACGCUUGACCUCAUCUUUACUAGAUGCUGCUCUUCUACUAAUCUCACUGCAACUCCCCUCCAUGUCUCCGACCACUACUUUGUUUCCUUUUCUCUCUCGCUCUCCUCCCACACUACUCACUCUGCCCCUACACAGAUGGUAAUGCGCCACCGCAACCUUCGCUCUCUCUCUCCCACUACUCUCUCCUCUUCCAUCCUAUCAUCUCUUCCCUCUGCUCAAUCCUUCUCCCUCCAAUCUCCUGAUUCUGCCUCCUCAACCCUCCUCUCCUCCCUUUCUGCAUCCUUUGACUCUCUGUGUCCCCUAUCCUCCCGGCCGGCUCGGUCCUCCCCUCCAGCUCCGUGGCUUGAUGACUCAUUGCGAGCUCACAGAACAGAGCUCCGGGCAGCGGAGCGGAAAUGGAAGAAAACUAAACUCCCUGCCGACCUGGCAUCUUUUCACUCCCUCCUCUCUACAUUUUCUUCAUCUGUUUCUGCUGCUAAGGCCACUUUCUACCACUCUAAAUUCCAAGCAUCUGCCUCUAACCCUAGGAAGCUCUUUGCCACAUUUUCCUCCCUCCUGAAUCCUCCCCCCCCCCCGCCCCCCCCCUCCUCUCUCUCUGUGGAUGACUAAUGACACUGCUGGUCCUACUCACACUGCCCUACCCUAUGCUUUGACUUCUUUCUCCCCUCUCUCUCCAGAUAAAAUCCUGCGACUUGUGACUGCAGGCCGCCCAACAACCUGCCCGCUUGACCCCAUCCCCUCCUCUCUUCUCCAGACCAUCUCCGGUGACCUUCUCCCCUACCUCACCUCGCUGAUCAACUCAUCCUUGACCGCUGGCCAUGUCCCUUCCGUCUUCAAGAGAGCGAGAGUUGCUCCCCUUCUCAAGAAACCAACACUCGAUCCCACUGAUGUCAACAACUACAGACCAGUAUCCCUUCUUUCUUUUCUUUCCAAAACUAUUGAGCGUGCCGUCUUUAGCCAACUCUCUUGCUAUCUCUCUCAGAAUGACCUUCUUGAUCCUAACCAGUCAGGUUUCAGGACUGGUCAUUCAACUGAGACUGCUCUUCUCUGUGUCACGGAGGCUCUCCGCACUGCUAAAGCUAACUCUCUCUCCUCUGCUCUUGUCCUUCUAGACCUGUCUGAACUCCGCUGUGUCCUCCUCCCAGAGUGCGAAGAGCCUAGGCGUGACCCUGGACAGGACAACACCCUGUCGUUCUCCGCCAACAUCAAGGCGGUGACCCGCUCCUGCAGGUUCAUGCUCUACAACAUUCGGAGAGUACGACCCUGCCUUACACAGGAAGCGGCACAGGUCCUAAUCCAGGCACUUGUCAUCUCCCGUCUGGACUACUGCAACUCGCUGCGCUGUUGGCUGGCCUCCCUGCCUGUGCCAUUAAACCCCUACAACUCAUCCAGAAUGCCGCAGCCCGUCUGGUGUUCAACCUUCCCAAGUUCUCUCACGUCACCCCCCUCCUCCGCACACUCCACUGGCUUCCAGUUGAAGCUCGCAUCCGCUACAAGACCAUGGUGCUUGCCUAUGGAGCAGUGAGGGGAACGGCACCUCUGUACCUUCGGGCUCUGAUCAGUCCCUACACCCAAACGAGGGCAUUGCGUUCAUCCACCUCUGGCCUGCUGGCUCCCCUUCCUCUGCGGAAGCAUAGUUCCCGCUCAGCCCAGUCAAAACUGUUCGCUGCUCUGGCACCCCAAUGGUGGAACAAGCUCCCUCACGACGCCAGGACAGCGGAGUCACUCACCACCUUCCGGAGACAUUUGAAACCCCACCUCUUUAAGGAAUACCUGGGAUAGGAUAAAGUAAUCCUUCUACCCCCCCCCCAAACAUUGUAAAGUGGUUAUCCCACUGGCUACAGGGUGAACGCACCAAUUGGUGAGUCGCUCUGGAUAAGAGCGUCUGCUAAAUGACGUAAAUGUGCCCUUGAGCAAGGCACUUAACCCUAAUUGCUCCUGUAAGUCGCUCUGGAUAAGAGCGUCUGCUAAAUGACUAAAAUGUAAAUGUAAAUGUAGAUAGAAACGGAUAAAUGGAGACGGUGACGACCACGACGCCGCUGCACAGAUAUCCUGUUACAACCAUACCGCCCACUAAUGGAGUGACACACAGUGUCACUCUACAAUGUGUAUACGGUAACCCACCACACUCAAUCUAUGGAGGCCCAAAGAUUGGUGGGUAGUAUCCAGAACAUGAACCAUACUAAUCUGAACUAGCAGAUAGGUGGUGCCUCCAUAUCCUGUCAAAACAAAACCGAUCACUAAUGGAAUGACACAAAGUGUCACUCUACACUGUGAAUUCGGUAAUCCACCACACUCAAUCUAUGGAUCCCCAAAGAUUAGUGGGUAGACUCCAGAACAUGAGUCAUACUAAUCUGAACAAGCAGAUAAAUGACGUCACAAUUCCGUCAAUAUAUAUGACCGGUCUAAUAGUAAUGUAAACAAAGUUACAAACACUAUUUCCCCUCAUCAUUCCGCCCCAACCCAGUUAUGCACUGGUGGGCCGAUCAAUAACAUGCCUACUACUGUACUGAAACACGUCAGUCAGGAGUCAUGCCAUAUGUGGUCCUCUGUAGCUCAGAUGGUAGAGCACGGCGCUUGUAACGCCAAGGUAGUGGGUUUGAUCCCUGGGACCACCCAUACACCCCAAAAAAAAUUAUGCACGCAUGACUGUAAGUCGCUUUGGAUAAAAGCGUCUGCUAAAUGGCAUAUUAUUAUUAUUAUAUAUGUCUCUCUCCUAGAAAAAGAGCGGACCUGAUGGAGACCAGCCCCUACAGUCCUGCAUUGUUUUCUCUUAGUUCACGUCUUCCCAUCAGCUACGCUGAGUACAAACUGAACGGGAGGGUUAAAAGACAUCUCUAGAAUGGAGGACAUGAGCUAAAAACUGAACUGAACACAGCAGACAGUUAAUACUCUAAUAUCCCUGUAACUACUGGUACUACAGUGUCGCAACACAAAAUGUCGCUGAACACUGUGCCUUCAGUAACACGCCGCCCCUAGUUCAAGGAAACCCAAAACUAGUGGGCAGGAACGUAAUACUUGAGUUUAAUAGUAAUGUAAUACAAGGUUACAAAAACUAUUUCCCUCAUCUUCCCGCUCCAACACAGUUAUACACUGGUGGGCAGGUCAAAAUACAUUACCUCUAUUGUACUGAUAACCUCAGUCAGGAGUCAUGUCUCUCUCAGAAAAAAGCCGGCCUAAUGGGAACCCAGCCCCCUGGUCCUGCAUCUUUUUUCUUUAGUUCCAGUCCUUCCAUCAGCUACACUGAGUGCAGACUGAACCAGAGAGUUAGAAGACAUAUCUAACAGGUAGAAAUUGAUAAAAGGAGACGGUGACAAUCAAGACGCCGCUGCGCAAUUAUCCUCUACACAUGUUCCUCUGAAAAGGUCAUAGAAGCCGCUACUCCACGAGUGGGUUGGGCUCUUCUACCCAAAGGCAAUUGCCGCCCUGCCGCCUCAUAAACAGUCUCAAUGUCUUACAAACCCAAUGAGACAGACGCUGUUUAUAAUGUGGUCUACCGAGUGCAGCCGCACCGUGACACACAAAAAGCAGCUGAGGCGAUGACCUAAUCACCGCCUUGCGCUCCACGUAGCGGGCCAAGGCGCGCACUGGGCACAGGCGAUAGAGCCGUUCCUCUCUCCUCUCAACCUGGCGAGAGGGAGAGAAGGCCCACAGCUCUACGGUCUGUAAUCUAUAUAAGCUCUUAAUAACCUCAGGUAUAAAUACCGGGUAAAGACUUAACACCGUCCUGCUCAAACGCCAUAAAUGGCCAAGCAGUCGGAUCUCGUCGAAAGAGCCCACAAUCACUGACACGUUUAGCAGUGGUCAAAGCGAGCAGCAGUGUCUUCAAAAUAACAUUUUAAGGGGGAUUAGAGCCCUCAUUAUUACAGUGUCUAGCAGUAUCCCCAGGUAGACAAUCUGAUGACUGGGCCAGGGCGUGCUCUUUUUCCAAUUCACAGCGAACCCCAGACGCGUGAAAUGAAUCACUGUCUGUGUCGUGUGAAUGAACGUCAGCUCUGCUGACGGGGCGAGAACCAGUAGGUCGUCUUGGUAGGCUAAUAGCCGUAUUCCCUGACGACGCAACGGCUCCAAUGCCGCCUCUACACACUUGGAAAACGUGCGAGGUGCCAGGGCGUACCCAAAUGGCAUCCUCGUAUUCGUACGCCACCCCUUGAAAAGCGAAUCGCAGAAACUUCCUGUGACGCGGCUGUACCGGCACAUGAAAGUACACGUCCUUUAGGUCUAUGCUCGUACAAAAGUCUCCUUUCUGGACACAUUCCAGUAGACGUUUUGUCGUUAGCAUUCGAAAGGGCCGUUUGGUUACGCUCUCGUUGAGAAUGCGUAAAUCCAAUAUCGGCCUCAUUCCCCCCUGUCUUUUUGGGCACUAGGAAGUAGGGUGAAUAUAGCCCCUUGUUCCUUUGCUCCUGGGGAACCACUGUGACCGCCUCCUUCGCCAAAAGUUACGUAAUCUCUGAAACCAGAACGGCCACUUUUUCGGCCGUUUUCAUCACCGUCUCCACCACUCCCCUGAAUGGGGGUGGGGUCCGAUGGAAUUGGAGAGCAUAACCCUUCUGCAACGUCUGUUCUAGCCAGCGUGAGAGGGUGCAGCUUCGCUGCCACUGUCAGCAAUGCAGAGAAAGUGGCCGAGCGCGAAGCUGUGGUACAUUCAGUAGGAAGGACCUGUAUUCCUCUAUGGCCCUUGCCGCCGCUGUUCCUCGACACUGAGGAGGUGGAACAGCCCAAGGCGGGCCUCCCAUGAAAGGGAGAGGAAACAUUGGUGCGUUCUGAACCCAAAGGGGGGCAGAAACGUCAGUUAAUCUCGUAACCGUCGAACUCCUGCCCUCCGUGAACGCAACACGGGUCUGAAUUGCACUGACCGAGGCCACAGCCUGCGACAGGGCACCAUCCCCAGUAAGCGAUUGCGUCAUCGUAGAUGCCUGCAAUUCGCAAUUAGAGCCACUCACUACAACACUCCUAGGAGUCUGUAAUAUGAGGUCUCUAUGAAGUAACCCAAGGCGGCGCCUUGAUACCUUCUUAGCCUUCACUUCUGUGUGUGUUCAACUCUGCACCCCUGGUGAAUCACACUCAGUGUGAGUAUUAGCGCGUUAUGUGAGAAGUGGGGCUCAGAUACGUCAGUUAUUCUCGUAACCUUCGUAAUCUGGCCCUCCGUGAACGCAGCGUGGGUCUGAAUCGCACUAACCGAGACCCUAGUCUGCGAUAGUGCGCCAUCCCCAAACAGUGGCUGUGUCCUCAUGUCACCUGACUGAGGCUGUAGCCUACUCUGAGAGGCACUCACUACAAUACUCCUUGGAGUCUGUAAUGUGAGGUCUCUUUGAGAUAUACCAAGACGGCGUCUCGGUAUCUUUUCUCCUUUCACCUCCUGUGUGCGUUCAGCUCUGCACCUCUGGUGGGCUGAACUACACUCAGUGUGGUGAGUAAUGGCGCGUUCAGAGAGAAGUGGGCCGAUACACUGGGCACCUUCUAACAUGUACCACAAGGUGGCGCCAUGAUACCUCUUUAUCACUAGUCACAUGAGUCUGCUCAGCUGCGCACUCAUGGUGGGCUGAGCUACACUCAGAGGAGUGGGUAUCAUUGCGUUCUGUGUUAAACGGGGGCGCCGAUACGUUGGUUACGUCCUGUAACUCUAGUAUUCCGGCCCUCCUUGAACGCAGUAUGAGUCUGUACUGCACUGACAAGGCAUUAGCCUGAGACAGGGCGACAUCCCCAUAUGUAGAUCGCGUCAUCAUGUCAUACUCUGACCGAGACUGCAAUCUGUCGUGUGAGACUCUCUCUACAGAGCUCCUAGGAGUCUGUGACAUGAGGUCUCUCCUCGGUAACACAGGGCUGUGCCCUAAUACCUUCCUCACAUUCGCCUCCUGUGUAUGCUCAGUUACACACCUCUGGUGAGUCGAGCUACAUACAGAGUGGUGAGAAUCAAUACGUUCUGUGAGAACAGGGGGCGCCGAUACGUUGGUUACGCCCGUAACCGUAGUAAUCAGGCCCUCCGUGAACGCAGCACGGUACUGAGCCGCCCUGACUAAGGCACUAGCCUGAGACAGAGCGCCGUCCCGAAUAGCGGUCGCGUCAUCAUGCCAUUAUCUGGCUGAGACUGCAGCCUGCUAUGUGAGACACUCACUACAGCACUCAUAGGAGUCUGUAAAGUGAGGUCUUUAUAAGGUACACUUAAUACCUUUUACACACCUGCCUUAUGUGUGCGUUCAGCAACGCACCAUGGUGGGAUGAGCUGCACUCAUAGUGGUAAGAGAGAGAGCAAGAGUGAGGAAGGUCGAACGCUCUCGGAUGUAUUAUGGAAAAGGGCUCUUUUCUCUCCGUUCUCUCCCCAUUAUGGGGCAGAGCUCCACGAUAUAGAACUUCCACUUCCACUGAGGAGGAGUUUAAAAUUGCAUCAUUAGGCGACUGAACUUUGACAGAAGAAGGCAGAGUUAGUCUCUCAAUUUCAAAAGAAAUAUGAAAAUACUUGGGUUUCUUCUUCUAUGGCUAGGUAUCACCACAGGUAACCUAUUCAUUAUAUUAAUUAUAUUGUGUGGAGGAAUCACUUUUGAUUUUGGACAUUUACUCUAGAAAUAAUACUUUGUGCACAUAACACGGGUAAUUGGAAAAGUUUUGAGUUUAGGCAGCAAAUGACUUACUGACUCAAUUUGUACAUUAAUGUCAAAUGACUGUCAGUGAAAUGCUAAAUGUGAUCUUUGUCCUCUCUCAUUAGGAAUCAGGGGGGAACCUUCAGUGGACCAGUAUGGGUUGAAGGGGGGUUCAAUAUGUCUGGCUGUUCCAGAACCUCCUGAGAUGAUCAAAGGACUUAAAUGGAUGAGGAACAGUGAUGUAAUAGUUGGAGUCAAAGAGACCUCUCCUAAAUACAAGGAGAAGGUGGACUAUAACAACGCAAACCAUUCUCUGUGCAUUAAGAAUCUGUUGAACACAGACAGUGGAAUUUACAAGGCAAACUACCGGAAAAAAUGGAAUGAAUCAACUACUACAUAUAGACUAUCAGUGCAGGGUGAGUUUUGUAAGGUUUUAGUUCUGGUAAUUUUGCCGUACAUUUAAUGUGUCUGAUUAGGUUCAAUAAUGCAUGUAGGCCUAAUCAAGUUUUUGUGCUGGUAGUCAUCUUUUUGUAUAUUUAAUACAAUUAUAGUCUCUAGACCACUCAUGGAUGUAGGGAUCUCUUUCCCAACUCCAUUGGUUCUUGUAGAUCAUGUUCCCAAACCAGUUAUGGAUGUCACGUCUCUCUUCAACACAAGUGUGGGACUCUGUGACGUCACAGUGAACUGUUCAGUUAAAGAUGGCUGGAUGUUGUCUGUCUGUGGCGGGGGUCAGUGUACACGGUCACAACAGUUACUGUCUCUGUCUGGGGUCAACAUCAUCAUCUCCAAUGGCAACGGGACUAUCCAAUGCACCACCAGCAACCACGUCAGCACACAGACCAUCUCUCAACCCAUGGAGGACUGUAAGUACCAUUUAGCCGUCACCUUCACUGCAUACCUCUAUCACUGUUUAAUAACCUACUAAUAAUACAAUAUGAAUAAAAGUUAAAUUUAUCGGCAUUAAAAAUAAAAUAUGACCAAAGGUUUGAUAUCAUGAUUGUAAUUCUUCUCUAGUUAAGAUUGGAAUAAUUCUGCCUGUAUGAAACUAUUAUCUUAUGAACACUUUUCUUAAUCUGUGUGUGUGUGUGUGUGUGUGUGUGUGUGAACAGGUAGUGGUGAGGAUGGGAAAGCCUCAGUGUUACCAGUUAUCACCAUUGUGGGUAGUGUUAUUGGUGUAUUAUUAAGCUUAGUUGUGUCACGUUCGUUUAAGGACGGGUCAGACCAAGGCGCAGCGUGAAAUGCGUACAUGUUUAUUUACAUGAUAAACACAUGACAAAACAACAAACCAACGAAACGUGAAGUCCUAAGGCUAAACACAAAACAAGCCUACACACGGAACAAGAUCCCACAACUAACGAGUGCCAAUAGGCUGCUAUAUGAUCCCCAAUCAGAGACAACGAGCGACAGCUGCCUCUGAUUGGGAACCACACCGGCCAACAUAGAUCUACACAUACUAGAUCAUUCAUAUAGAUAUACACAACAUAGAAUAUUCACACCCUGACUCAACAUAUAAGAGUCCCCUGAGUCAGGGCUUGACAAGUUGCUGUGUUACUUGGUGUUGGAUACAUCAUACAUGCCAGAAAAUGGCAAAUCCCUAAAGAACAACAUUCACUAGAAGAGGUACCUGCUCUUUCAUUCAUUCAUCUAUGCAUUAUAUGAGUCAAUAGUUUUAAAGAACGAUCAUUUCAAUCAUUUAAAUGUUCUAAUGUUUCAUCUCCAAACAGGACACUGAGCUUAUAACUCAGUGAACACUUCACCAGGGAGAGAGGCCAGAACCACAGCACUCUCCUGACCAGAACCACAGCACUCUCCUGGCCAGAACCACAGCACUCUCCUGACCAGAACCACAGCACUCACCUGGCCAGAACCACAGCCCUCUCCUGGCCAGAACCACAGCACUCUCCUGUCCAGAACCACAGCCCUCUCCUGCGAUGCACUGUCUACUUCACUGUGAAGAACCAGCACCAGCAGAACACCUCCAAGUUGAAAAAAAAAGCGCAUCAUCAGACAUGAGAGCAGAAGCACAGAAAAGGUGGACCUCUGAGGUCACAUCAUACAGUUCAAGACAUUACACAGAAACUGUGGGACUAUUGCACCACCCAGUGGACAAUAAUCAAAUAAUACCAGCAGAGUAAACCUGUGCGCUUCAUUCAUCAACAUGUGCCUAGAUUCAUCAUCAUUGUAGCUCCUCCAGUGACAGGCAUGAGGCAAGAGGUCUUGAUUUGAAUACAGGGCUUUAAUGCUGGUCAACCCGUGAGAACUGGUUUAAAGAAAGAAAAAAUACAUUAACAAAAUAAUGCCAUAUGCAUGUCUCACACAUCUGGCGUUAUAAUCAAGCUCAUACAGCUAGACACUUUAUGUAUAUUUUACACCAAAAAAUGACGCACGUAAACACAAACACCCUCAUAGCAAAAUAAAUAGUCAACAAACCUCAUUGCUGCUUAUCACACAGAGGUGCUAAACAUCCUUUUAAAUGUCCUUUAUCUUCUUCUGUAUACUUUCUUUGUAAGUAUGCACUUAAACACGAUAACAGUGGAAAAAUAAAUCGUUUUUUGCGGUAAAGUUUCCUCGGUGCGUCGCUAAAAGGCGCUCGGGUGACAACACUCAGGCGGAACCAAUAAUUAGUUCCGUCUUGCUGUAAACGUACAAUUCAGAAGAAAUUAAAUAAGAAAUAAACUAAAGUGUUAAUACAUGAAAUAAACUGGCGACAGAGGCAGUUACAAUCAUCUCGUACAUUUGUUUUAUACACAAAUAUUUAUAUGUGCUAGUAUGUAUUAUUACUAUACCACAGAGCCAGAUUUGUGGCCAAUCGCAAAUUAACCUCUAGCUCAGGCUUAUGCCCUAUGAAUUGUAGAAUCAUAUAGUUGUACCCGUCAGCAAUAAUAUGGUAUUAGUUCCACUUACCCAUCAUUGUUGUGUAUAUGAGAGGGCAGACUUGACCUAAUCAGGCCACCGUGGAUGGAUUCUUUGACAGAUUUGAUCAAGCCAUCAAAGGAAUAUGUCCUGUUUAUAUCAGUCAUAUUUUUAACUGGAACACAAGUAUUUAUAAUCUCUGUACCAAUAACCAAUUUUUACUGUACCUUGUUCUUCCUCUGAAUUUGAAAGAUACCGGUAGCUACACUACAUUACCAAAAGUAUGUGGACACCUGCUUGUGGACUAGAAGGGCCAUUCUCCCUGCGUCAUUUUAUGCUUUCAGUUUACUGUUUUAAUGUUUAAAAAUAUUACUUUUAAGAAAUAUACCUUUCUUGUAUAUAUUGUUUUGUAAAAAAAAAAGGUUAAGGUUUAUCAACUGUAAUAGUGCAUGGAGAUGGAAAAUGUAAUUACUUUGAUGUUGAACAUUGUGAUUGCUUGAACAUUAACAGCUUCUGCUAGGCUUUCAUUUACACACACACACACACACAGCGAGAACACAUCAGGCGAUAGUGUGUCCCUUGCGGUCGAUUUGAAAAUAGAACUGCAUUUUAUGCAAAGCGGUUUCACUAUGUUGUACAAUGGGGAAAUCAUAAGCUGUGGUUUUGAUUGGGCCGAUAAGGAACCUCCGUAGCCUCCAGAGCCUAACCUCCAUCCCGGCUAGUAUCUCGGCUGUCUACACCCACGCCUGAGUCAUCUCUCCUGAGCUGCAUGCCCUAGCCCACAACCUCUGCUCUCUGUCUAACCCCCAGCCCUUCCAUCAACCCAAUUCCUAACCCAGCCCACAGCCUGCCUCUCCUCGCUUUCCUCCACCUCUGUGGUCCUCUGUAGCUCAGCUGGUAGAGCACGGCGCUUGUAACGCCAAGGUAGUGGGUUCGAUCCCCGGGACCACCCAUACACAAAAAUGUAUGCACGAAUGACUGUAAGUCGCUUUGGAUAAAAGCGUCUGCUAAAUGUCAUAUUAUUAUUAAUGUUGAACAUCUCAUUCCAAAAUCAUGGGCAUUAAUAUGGAGUUGGUCCCCCUUUGCUGCUAUAACAGCCUCCACUCUUCUGGGAAGGCUUUCCAUUAGAUGUUGGAACAUUGCUGCGGGGACUAGCUUCCAUUCAGCCACAAGAGCUUUAGUGAGGUUGGGCACUGAUGUUGGGCGAUUAGGCCUGGCUCGCAGUCGAUUAGGCCUAGCUCGCAGGUGUUCGAUGGGGUUGAGGUCAGGGUUCUGUGCAGGCCAGUCAUCAAGUUCUUCCACACCGAUCUCGACAAACCAUUUCUGUAAGGACCUCGCUUUGUGUAUGGGGGCACUGUCAUGUUGAAAAAGGAAAAGGCCUUCCCCAAACUAUUGCUACAAAGUUGGAAGCACAGAAUUGUCUAGAAUGUCAUUGUAUGCUGUAGCGUUAAGAUUUCCCUUCAAUGGAACUAAGGGGCCUAGCCCAAACCAUGAUAAACAACACCAGACCAUUAUUCCUCCAACUUUACAGUUGGCGCUCUGCAUUGGGGUAGGUAGCAUUAACUUGGCAUCCGCCAAACUUAGAUUUGUCUGUCGGACUGCCAGAUGGUGAAGCGUGAUUCAUCACUCCAGAGAACGCGUUUCCACUGCUCCAGAGUCCAAUGGUGGCAAGCUUUACACUACUCCAGCUGACGCUUCGCAUUGCGCAUGGUGAUUUUAGGCUUGUGUGUGGCUGCUCGGCCAUGGAAAGCUAUUUAAUGAAGCCCCUGACCAACAGUUCUUGUGCUGACGUUGCUUCCAGAGGCAGUUUGGAACUCGGUAGUGAGUGUUGCAACCGAGGACAGAUGAUUUUUAUGUGCUUCACGCUGCAGCACUCGUUCUGUGAGCUUGUGCGACCUACCACUUCACUGCUGAGCCGUUGUUGCUCCUAGAUAUUUCCAUUUCACAAUAACAGCACUUACAGUUGACUGGGGCAGAUCUAGUAGGGCAAAACAUUUGACGAACUGACUCGUUGGAAAGUUGGUAUCCUAUGACGGUGCCGCGUUGAAAGUCACUGAGCUCUUCAGUAAGGCCAUUCUACUGCCAAUGUUUGUCUAUGAAGAUUGCAUGGCUGUGUGCUCAAUUUUAUACACCUGUCACGGUGUUGCUGAAAUAGCUGAAUCCACUAAUUUGAAGGGGUGUCCAUAUACUUUUGUAUAUAUAGUGUAUUAGUUACCAUGCCCUGUAUUGUUGGAAUUUUUAUUUUAUUUUUUAUUUUAUUUCACCUUUAUUUAACCAGGUAAGCCAGUUGAGAACAAGUUCUCAUUUACAACUGCGACCUGGCCAAGAUAAAGCAAAGCAGUGCGAUAAAAACAACAACACAGAGUUACAUGUGGGGUAAAACAAAACAUAAAGUCAAAAAUACAACAGAAAAUAUAUAUACAGUGUGUGCAAAUGUAGCAAGUUAUGGAACAUGCUACAUAGAGAUGAUAAACUUAUACUUCAUUCUUCUUUGGGACUUGAAAGGGGCAAUCUAGGAAUCAUAAAACAACAAAGCAGUCACCAUAGCAUUAGGAUUAGAACGAUAGGAUAUUGUUCUAUUUAAUAAUAAUAAUAAUAAUAAUAAUGUAUUACACUUUUAUAGUGCUUUUCAUUAGACAGAAUCUCAAAGCGCUUGUUAAGCAAAAUAAACAACAAGAAGUCAUUUAAAAAGAAAUAUAGGCUACAACAGUAGCUAGGUCAUCCAAAUCAAGUGUAUUUGAGUGUUUCCUGAAACCUCCAGCAGAUGGACAGUCGCGGUCAUUAGAGGAUCUGGAAGCUCAUAGCUAGAUGGUCAGCAGAGGUGCUGGUCGGAGGUGCUGGUCAGGUCCAAGGGCAGGCAGCUCAAUCCUCCACCCUGAUGAGGAUCCUGAAUAGGAUCUCUAUGGCGGUCACCCCGUCACUUGUUUGGUAAACAAAUGAGGAAUAGGGCUCGAGAAAUGUAACCACUAAAAUGUAUAGACUUCUGGAUGCAAAGACUGAACAUCCAUGAGAUGAAAUGAUAGUUUGAACUAUAUUUAAUCAGUGUUUGUUUGCAAUUACAUUGUUUACCAACAAUGGAGUAAAACAUCUUAUAUUGUGGAUUGUGAUGGGAUAAUUACACUAAGCUCAUGAGGCAUCAACCUGAACUUGCUCUUUUUUGUAAGAUCAUUUUUGUAUCUCGGCCUUCUUGAUUUUUCUCCUUUUGAUGACCUGCUGACCUGUUGACCUGAUGACCUGUUGACCUGUUGAAUGUGCAGCCUUGAAAGAACCUGUAAGAAGUGUGAAUGAUGUAAACAUACCUUGCUAUUUCAAUGUAUCUGUUGACUAUGAAUUUACCUGACCUUUGAACCUUUUAUCGUGAUGAAAUGUACGUUUAAAUUAACUAUGUGAUACAUCCACCACUGAACUGUGUUGUGAUUGAAUCUAUGUGAAAACGGUAAAAAUAAAUAAAUAUGAAUCUUUAAAAAGUCAGAUUUAACCACUAGAUGUCAGCACAUGUUCAAAAAUAUAUCAGUAGGCUAAGAGGGGUCCAGUGCUUUAGAUCAGUGGUUCCCAAACUGGGGUCCGUGGCCAGAUCGAAAAAUAAUAUUGCUAGCAACAACAGAUCAAACAAAUUUGACCGAGGGAUCUGUGGAAGAAGUUUAGAGGGUACAAUACAAUACAAUGUCAUAUUAUUCAUCUACAAUAUACCCUUAGAUGCACAACAGGGCCUGGUUGGCUAACAGGGAUCCACACUACUCCAUCAAGGAUCCAGUUUUCAACAAAAUGUUUAUUGUAUUCCCCAAAAAUAUUGUUUUGAACAGAAAUGCUCUGUAAUUUAAAGCUGCAAUUCAUAGCAAUCCAUAAUGACAAAGUGGAAUUGUGUAUUUUGAAAAUGUACAAAUUAAUAAAAAAUGAAAAGCUGAAAUGUCUUGAGUCAAUAAGUAUUCAAUCCUUUUUUAUGGCAAGCCUAAAUCAAUCCAGGAGUAAAAAUGUGCUCAACAAGUCACAUAAUAAAUUGCAUGGACUCUGUGUGCAAUAAUAGUGUUUAACAUAAUGUUUUUAUGACUACCUCAUCUCUGUACCCCAAACAUACAAUAAUCUUUAACGUCCCUCAGUCAUGCAGUGAAUUUCAAACACAGAUUCAACCACAAAGACCAGGGAGGUUUUCCAAUGCCUUGCAAAGAAGGGCACCUAUUGGAAGAUGGGUAAAGACAAGCUGACAUUAAAUAUCCCUUUUAGCAUGGUGAAGUUAUUAAUUACACUUUGGCUGGUGUAUACACCCAGUCACUACAAAGAUACAGGCGUCCUUCCUAACUCAGUUGCCGGAGAGGAAGGAAACCGCUCAGGAAUUUCCUCAAGAGGCCAGUGGUGACUUUUAAACAGCUACAGAGUUAAAUGGCUAUGAUAGGAGAAAACGGACGAUGGAUCAACAACAUUGUAGUUACUCCACAAUAUUAACCUAAAUUACAGAGUAAAAAGAAGGAAGCAUGUACAGAAAAAAAAGGGGUCCAAGAGAAAUGGAGUGUGCCUUUAGAGGUUCAUCGACCUGUCAUUCUGGUCUUGUGCUCCACAACCGAUGUAGCUAGUUUGUUAGCUAAGCUAGCCACUUGUAGCUAGACAGUAACUCCUCCAGUGUGUGUUGACAUCAUUUCACAGGAUUUGUUUUUGGGCAGAAGCUGUAGAGCUCAGCAAGAAAUUACACUUCUGUGGCCAAGUAUCUUAUUAAUCAAUGUUUUGUUUUUAAGCAUCAAAUGACCUAGUAUGAUGGUGCAUUGAUCAGUUGUACAGUUUAAAUACGUUAUUUUUGUGUUUUGGCCCGAAGUCGACCUUUAAGGUUUCUGUGCACACUCUAUAACGGCAUAUGACAUGGUUAUGCCACCCAUCAUUCCAUUAAAUGUAAUAAUGUGGCACAGAGCUUAGUAAAUGACAUAACACCUUGUUAUAACAUCUGGAACGUAGACUCUUAUGUAGCAUGUAGUAACACGUUACAUAAGUUGUCAUGCAGACUGUACAUACCCAGCAUUCACCUGUGUCUUGAGACGUCUUAAGACACGGCUGUUUUGAAGACAUGUCUUAAGACAUCUUAAGAUGACUCGAGAAACAUUUUGAAGACAUGUUUUGUGACAUGUCUUGUGGCUCAAGAUGUCUCAAGACACCCCAUGCAAUGCAAUUCUAUGGUACAAGCCUCAAGGCACCAUUGUUAUUUAAUGCCAUGUCUUGAAGCUUUGCACACUCUUGGUAUUCUCUCAACCAGCUUCACCUGGAAUGCUUUUCCAACAGUCUUGAAGGAGUUCCCACAUAUUCUGAGCACUUGUUGGCUAUUUUUCCUUCACUCUGCGGUCCGACUGAUCCCAAACCAUCUAAAUUGGGUUGAGGUCGGGGGAUUGUGGAGAUCAGGUCAUCUGAUGCAGCACUCCAUCACUCUCCUUCUUGGUAAAAUAGCCCUUACACAGCCUGGAGGUGUGUUGGGUCAUUGUCCUGUUGAAAAAGAAAUGAUAGUCCCACUAAGCCCAAACCAGAUGGGAUGGUGUAUCGCUGCAGAAUGCGGUGGUAGCCAUGCUGGUUAGGUGUAUCUUGAAUUCUAAAUAAAUCACAGACAGUGUCACCAGCAAAGUACCCCCACACCAUAAUACCUCCUCCUCCAUGCUUUACGGUGGGAAAUACACAUGCGGAGAUCAUCCGUUCACCCACACCGCGUCUCACAAAGACAAUUUGGACUCCAGAGCAAAGGACAUAUUUCCACCGGUCUAAUGUCCAUUGCUCGUGUUUCUUGGCCCAAGCAAGUCUCUUCUUCUUAUUGGUGUCCUUUAGUAAUGGUUUCUUUGCAGCAAUUCGACCAUGAAGGCCUGAUUCACGCAGUCUCCUCUGAACAGUUGAUGUUGAGAUGUGUCUGUGACUUGAACUCUGUGAAGCAUUUAUUUGGGCUGCAAUUUCUGAGGAUGGUACCUCUAAAGAACUUAUCCUCUGCAGCAGAGGUAACUCUGGGUCUUCCAUUCCUGUGGCGGUCCUCAUGAGAGCCAGUUUCAUGACAGCGCUUGAUGGUUUUUGCGACUGAACUUGAAGAAACGUUCAAAGUUCUUGAAAUGUUCCAUAUAGAUUGACCUUCAUGUCUUAAAGUAAUGAUGGACUGUCGUUUCACUUUGCUUAUUUGAGCUGUUCUUGCCAUAAUAUGGACUUGGUCUUUUACCAAAUAGGGCUAUCUUCUGUAUACCCCCUCCUACCUUGUCCCAACACAACUGAUUGGCUCAAACGCAUUAAGAAGGAAAUUAAUUCCACAAAUUAACUUUUAAGAACGCACACCUGUUAAUUGAAAUGCAUUUCAGGUGACUACCUCAUGAAGCUGGUUGAGAGAAUGCCAAGAGUGUGCAAAGCUGUCAUCAACGCAAAGGGUGGCUAUUUGAAGAAUCUCAAAUAUAAAAUAUAUUUUGAUUUGUUUAACACUUUUUUGUUUACAACAUGAUUCCGUAUGUGUUAUUUCAUAGUUUUGAUGUUUUCACUAUUAUUCUACAAUGUAGAAAAUAGUUUUAAAAAACAAGUUAAAAAAAACCAGGAAUGAGUAGGUGUGUCCAAACUUUUGACAGGUACUGUAGCUCAAAGGUAGUAAGUAGUUGCAAAGUAGCUAAUUAGCUAAAAUUAUCCAUGAUGAGAUUCGAACACAUAACCUUUGGGUUGCUAGAUGUUCGCGUUACACCAUCCACCCUCCUAUCGUUUCUGUCUGAAGUAACCUACUGUCUUUAUCUGUGAUUGAAAUGCACUGUACACAAAAUCGUGUACUGCACAUGAAAAAUAUACUUUUUUGUGUGCUUGUCACACAUUUCCAAUAAGCAAUUUGUGUCUAUUUCACAAUAAUCUGUGAUACUGGGUUGCAAUACCCUCUGAGUCAUUUACAUUUUUCAGAGGGAGAGCAGCUUGUGGCUUACUGUUCACAUCCAGACUGUGAUGCAGAUGUAGUUUUAGAAUUAAGUAAUAGAUAGAGAAUAACAUCAAUUGCAUUGUGUCAGUAUGUUUGUGUGUGUUCACGUUUCUGUAAACUAUUGUAUAAGUAGUGAGAAAUGACAUCUAUAUUUCUAUUUUGUGAAUGUUAUGUAGCAGAAGUACAUUGAAAGUGAUCAAGUUAUUUCGCUUUUACUGUGGGCACAGCUGCUAGGCACUAUUCUGUUAUUGGACUCUCCUUCUGUAUUUUACAGAGUAUUUGAUUGUUUUUCAAAGACAGAGAUACAUAUCAAAUGAAGGGGAGACGGAGAGAAGGAGGUACAGAGGAGGCCUGGUAGGUGCCAGGACUCGUACCAACGCAGGCAGGGAAAAUGUACAUGUGCCAAGGCAGCGGCCUUAACCACAAGGCCAAGUUCAGAAACAAAGAUACUAUUUUUAUUUAGACAGGAUGUGGAGCAAUUCCACAGCGCACUGUAUUGACUGUGUAAACUUGAGACUGAACAGUAAUGGCUCAAUUAAUCAUUUAUUUCAAUUCAUUGAUUCAAUUAAUCAUGUAAUCAUUUUUUGUGUGUGAAAACAACAACAUAAAAAGUUUGACAUUCAACAUUCCAAAAACACAACCAAAGUGGGACAUUCAACAUUCCAAAAACACAACAAAAGUGGGACAUUCAACAUUCCAAAAACAGAAUGAACCACAGAAGCAAGACGUUGUACUCACAGAGUAUAUGUUCAUGUGUAGGGUGUGCUUCACAUCAGAACAUGCAGAGUUUAGCCUCAUGCUUCAAUGCUCUUAGUUGUUGUGGAAGUCGACCCGACACGGCUCUCCCUUUAAGCGAAACACUGCAGAUAAUACUAAAUGAAAUAUGGGUUCAAUAUUUGUCCCAUGAUAUUACAGUCUGUAAUAAAAAAUGCUGGUCAGUUGGGUGAAGUCCAUUUAUUGUUGCUGUCCUGGUUUCUGCAUAUUUCUGUAAAGUGUUUCUACCUCAGGAGGGCCAAGUGGUUCUGGCCUCACCUCUGCUGAAUCAUUCACUGAGGUGUCAACGAUGACUUCCUAAAGAUGAGACAUUACAAUUACAUCAAAUCUUCAUUCAACAAAGCUUACAAAGUAAAACAAUUUAAAAUUAAAUUAAAAUAAUAUAUUUAUAAAAAGUCAAAUGCAUUUCACAGGAAGUACCUGAGUUGAGUCAACUUCUUUUGAGGAUAUCCAUCUUUUGACCUUUAUGAUGGCCAUUAUGGUGCCUGCCAAUCCAACAUAAACAAACACUGAUCGAACAGUAUUGGCCACAAUGGUCCUGACUGAUAAUGCUGAAGCUUUGCCGUCCUUCUCACCAAUACCUGGGACACACAAUCUGGGUUACCCUCUCAGAGCCAAAAAUACAAUAUUUCAUUAACACGUUUGGUCUAAUGUGAUGUUAAUUGUUUCCAACAGUCAACAUUACUUUAUGGUAGGUACCGUUUAUGUAUCAUAUCGUUCAAACAAAAGUCCUUGCAGCCAAGAUUAAAUCAGCUGUUCCAAGUAGAUGUUUGCGGUGCUAAUUCCAAAAAAGGUCAAUGGGAGAAAAAAGAAGAAGCCUGCACACUGCUCCUGAUAGUAUCACUGCUCCUGAUAGUAUCACUGCUCCUGAUAGUAUCACUGCUCCUGAUAGUAUCACUGCUCCUGAUUGUGUCACUGCUCUUUAAUAAGCUUUACGUAUCGGCCUCAAGGCCUCCGUCAGAGCUUUUGUCAAAUUGAGAAAUUCAUUUAAAAAAAGACCUAACACAUAGAGCCAACACAUAAACAUAUUGGGUGUUUAUGUGUUGGCUCUAAAUAAAUAAAAAUACUAAACAUAUAACUUUGAUAUCCUGUGUGUGCUUUUCCCUGUGGAUAUAUUUUUUACAAUAUUUGAUAUCGCAUCAUUUAGUAUUAAACAAUGACAGAGAUAUUACAGAAUGACUACACAAUAUCAACAUGAGGUUCAGCUUCUAACCUCACGGGUAGAUCUCCAAAUGAAUGCUAGAUUGGACCUUACAUAUGUCCUCCAUGGGUUGAGAGAUGGUCUGUGUGCUGACGUGGUUGCUGCCGGUGCAUUGGAUAGUCCCGUUGCCAUUGGAGAUGAUGAUGUUGACCCCAGACAGAGACAGUAACUGUUGUGACCGUGUACACUGACCCCCGCCACAGACAGACAACAUCCAGCCAUCUUUAAUUGAACAGUUCACUGUGACGUCACAGAGUCCCACACUUGUGUUGAAGAGAGACGUGACAUCCAUAACUGGUUUGGGAACAUGAUCUACAAGAACCAAUGGAGUUGGGAAAGAGAUCCAUACAUCUAUGAGUGGUCUAGAUACUUUAAUUGUAUUGAAUAAACAAAAAGAUGACUACCAGCACAAAAACUUCACAAAACUCACCAAGCACCUUUAGUCUGUAUGUGGUAGUUGAAUCAGUCCAGUCUCUCUGAUUAAUUGCACUUCCCAUGUAAAUUCUACUGUCUGUGUUCAGCAGAUUCUUAAUACACAGAGAAUGGUUGACAGAGUUAUAAUCCACUUUCUCCUUAUAUUUAGGAGAAAUCUCUUUAUCACUAACUAUUACAUCACUGCCCGUCUUCCAUUGAAGUCCUUUGAGAAUCUCAGGUUCUGCAACAGCCAGACAUAUUGAACCCCCCUUCAACCCAUACUGGUCCACUGAGGGUUCCACCCUGAUUCCUAAUGACAGAGGAACGGGGUCACAUUUAAACCAACCAUUGUUAGCUGGGCUGCUGGGAUUACUCAAAUAUGUUUUAAAGUAUCUCAUCUAUACCAAUCUAUGGCAUGUGUUCAGAUCACUCAUGGUUUAAAGUUUCUCAUCUAUACCAAUCUAUGGCAUGUGUUCAGAUCACUCAUGGUUUAAAGUAUCUCAUCUAUACCAAUCUAUGGCAUGUGUUCAGAUCACUCAUGUUCAAAGUAUCUCAUCUAUACCAAUCUAUGGCAUGUGUUCAGAUCACUCAUGGUUUAAAGUAUCUCAUCUAUACCAAUCUAUGGCAUGUGUUCAGAUCACUCAUGUUCAAAGUAUCUCAUCUAUACCAAUCUAUGGCAUGUGUUCAGAUCACUCAUGUUCAAAGUAUCUCAUCUAUACCAAUCUAUGGCAUGUGUUCAGAUCACUCAUGUUCAAAGUAUCUCAUCUAUACCAAUCUAUGGCAUGUGUUCAGAUCACUCAUGUUCUAAGCAUCUCAUCUAUGCCAAUCUAUGGCAUGUGUUCAGAUCACUCAUGGUUUAAAGUAUCUCAUCUAUACCAAUCUAUGGCAUGUGUUCAGAUCACUCAUGUUCAAAGUAUCUCAUCUAUACCAAUCUAUGGCAUGUGUUCAGAUCACUCAUGUUCUAAGCAUCUAAUCUAUACCAAUCUAUGGCAUGUGUUCAGAUCACUCAUGUUCUAAGCAUCUCAUCUAUGCCAAUCUAUGGCAUGUGUUCAGAUCACUCAUGGUUUAAAGUAUCUCAUCUAUACCAAUCUAUGGCAUGUGUUCAGAUCACUCAUGUUCAAAGUAUCUCAUCUAUACCAAUCUAUGGCAUGUGUUCAGAUCACUCAUGGUUUAAAGUAUCUCAUCUAUACAUAUCUAUGGCAUGUGUUCAGAUCACUCAUGUUCAAAGUAUCUCAUCUAUACCAAUCUAUGGCAUGUGUUCAGAUCACUCAUGUUCAAAGUAUCUCAUCUAUACCAAUCCAUGGCAUGUGUUCAGAUCACUCAUGUUCAAAGCAUCUCAUCUAUGCCAAUCUAUGGCAUUUGUUUAGAUCACUCAUGGUUUAAAGUAUCUCAUCUAUACCAAUCUAUAGCAUGUGUUCAGAUCACUCAUGUUCAAAGUAUCUCAUCUAUACCAAUCUAUGGCAUGUGUUCCAAAAGGAUGAAUAAUUAGGCCUACAGCAGGAUACCCAAUAGCUACCUCCAAGUCCCAGAGGGUACACCUCCUUUAACUCUAGAAUUCAUUACAUGUAAAAGGUAUGAAGAGUUUAGAUACCUGCGAUUAUUUCCAGCCAACAGAUGUGUAGCAAAAACAGAGAUUUCAUUUCCAAAUAUUGAUAGAUUAAGUUUGACUUCCUGUCUAUGUCGAAAUGUUGAGACCCUGUGGUGGUAAACUACAAGUAGUAUGCAGUUCAGGAUGUAACUAGGUGCUCGCUCAGUCAAAGUAGGAUGUAGACCGUGGCUUAGUAAACUCCCCUUCCCCCUCAAAGCAUUUUCUAUAUUUCAGAAAAACAAUGUGGUUUCUGCUGUGGAGGUUUGAUGGAAGGAAGUCCAUAGUGAUGUGGUAUCGGUAGAUACACUGUACUGAGCAUUGUUCAAUAUGUUAACAUCUGAAAUACUGUAGUUAUUUAGAAUUAUGUUUAAUAAUUACAUGUAUUUAUCAAUCUGACUCCAUUAUCAGGUGACUAAAUGCAAUAGAACCUAUGCGUCUCUGCCGGAACAUCACACACACAUUCUGUAAUCUAAUUAUCAAAUUCUUACAUUUCAGUUUGAGGACAAGACAGGAAUUUUCCCAUCUGAUAAGCGGCCAGCUCAACACAGACAGAUUCGACGCAGUCACUCCAAAAAGGGAAUUCCAUUACACAUACAAUACAACAACACAUGUCAAACUGUUCAUCUCUUUAUGAGCUAUUGAAAUAAUAAUAAUAAUAAUAAUAAUAAUAAUAAGAAAUAAAUAUUAUUAAUAAAUAAUCUGUGAAUGUUUGUAUGAAUGCCAUGUGUGGCAGCCUGGGAAAGCACUAUGCCCAUAUCCCCAUAGAGACUGUGUUUCAACAUUCAUUUCAGAUGUGUACGGUGCUGGUUACCUCCCUCUCCCACGCUCUUCCCUUCAUACAUAAUGAACACAGACAGUAGAAUUGAUAUGGUAAACUACCGGAAAAGUUGGAAAGAAUCAACUACUACAUAUAGACUAUUAGUGCAGGGUGAGUUUUCUAAGGUUUCAGUUCUGGUAAUUUGCUGUAUUCUAGAAGAUUCAACGUAGCAUUGCAGCUUCAGCCAUCAACAUGUAUGUUGAUUGAUACAUUUGACAUUGGGUCCAUCUCAAUAGUCAGUGACCUUUCCUUUUCUCCUCUCUUUCAUUUACACUGAUUUUGAAGUUGCAUCAGGUUCUAGAGUUGCAUUAUGGGUGAAUGCAAUAUGGUGGACACCUUAAAAAUCUCCAGAUCAGUAAUGCAUGUAGGCCUAAUAUUUCUCAACUCUUCUUUGGUUCUCUUAUAGAUCAUGUUACCAAACCAGUCAUGGAUGUCACACCCCUCUACUUUAAUAACAAGAGUGUGGGACUCUGUGAUGUCACAGUGAACUGUUCAGUUAAAGAUGGCUGGAUGUUGUCUGUCUGUGGCGGGGGUCAGUGUACACGGUCACAACAGUUACUGUCUCUGUCUGGGGUCAACAUCAUCAUCUCCAAUGGCAACGGGACUAUCCAAUGCACCACCAGCAACCACGUCAGCACACAGACCAUCUCUCAACCCAUGGAGGACUGUAAGUACCAUUUAGCCGUCACCUUCACUGUAUACCUCUAUCACUGUUUAAUAACCUACUAAUAAUAUAAUAUGAACAAAAGUUACAUUCAUUGGUAUGAAUAAUAAAUAUAAACAGUUUUUAUAUAAAUGCAGUUAUAAAUCCUCUCCAGCGAAAACAUCUUAAUAAUUCUGUCUAUGUCAAACUAUUGGUCUAUGAUGAUUAUUUGACCGAAUCUAUUGUUAUUUAAGUAAUUCUAUAAGGAUUAAACUGUCUGUUCUCUGUGUGUGACCUCAGGUAGUGGUGAGAAGGAUGGAAAAGCUUCAGCAAUACCAGGCGCCAUUGUGGAUGCUGUUAUUGGUGGAUUAAUCUUAGUUGAUGUGUUAGCUGUGAUAGCUGUGUUAUGGGUUAGAUACAUCAAACAUGCCAGAACAAUGGCGACUCCUAAAGAACAUUCACUAGAAAAGGUACUUUCUCUUUCAUUCAUUUAUGAAUACAUUAUAACUACAAAAAAAAAGAGGAAUACAAAUGUUAUUGUAAUAUUUAAUGUUUUAUCUUUAAGCAGGUCAUUGUCCACGUGCUUACAACUCCAGAACCAUAGCGUCCUCCUGAGACACUUCCUGUCUUAGUCACUGAGAAGAAACCAACAUAACUCAGUUGACACAGGAAGCGCAUCACCAGGUCUAAGGACCGCAGAAUAGGACUUCCUCUGAGGUAACAUCAUACAUUGGGUUACAUCUGUUCUAGACAUUGCACAGAAACUGUGGGACAUUUCACUAUGGCCUAUGAACUACAUGGAUCUGAAUUGGACAGGUAUUAGCAAUAUCCCACUGGGCAAAAACUGGUGAAUCAAUGUUGUUUCCACAUCAUUUCAAUCAACGUGGAAAACAGAUUGGAUUUGCAAAAAGUAAUCGAAUUUGAUCUUUUUUUCACCCAACGUUUAACCUAAAUCCAAUGACUUGGUGAAAUGUUUAGUUGAUUUCACGUUGAAUUCAUGAUUAGUUGACAACUCAACCAAAUGUAAAUCAAAACAAGAUGUUGAACUGCCGUCUGUGUCCAGUGGGACGGUAUCAGCUUGCUAGAUGGAAUUUCCACCAUAUUCAAUACUACACAAAGGGGGUUGGGGCAUGGAGAUGAUUUGGGAUUGGGCAUCCCACAAAAUGUAAGAAUUCCAUUGUAAAUGGAAGAGGAUUGGAGAUGUUCUGUAGCUUACAUAUUGGUCUCGUUUACUACCAUGACAGGCCACAGACACUGUUGAACAGUGUGUUUACGUCUUACAACUACUGCAAAAUCCCUAGCCCAUCACUGUCAUGUUGCAAACCUGAAAACUGAAAUGUACAAAUAUUUGCUUCUGUCAUGUUUAUACCUGUGUAAACCAGACAAAAGUAACCAUUAUAUAUAUAUAUAUAUAUAUAUAUAUAUUUAAACUGAAGCCUGGCUUUAUAAAACUGAAAUAUAGUUGCUCGAAAAGAUUUUAAAAAAUGUUUUUGAUUGUGUUGUUGUUGUAUUGUAAUUUACUCUGUAUGAUCGACUGCUGUUUCCUCUUGGCCAGGGCUCCCUUGAAAAAGAGAGUCCUAUCUCAAUGGGAGUCACAAGGAUAAAUAAAUAAUAAAUACUCUCUAAUCACGUCAAGUAGGCCUGUGCUGCAAUGUUGCAGUUUGUUAUAAGGCUUAAUUGAUACACUUGAAAGAGAUAGCAGUUGAAUUACCAUAACAUAAGUCCCUUUCAUCAGUUCAAAACAUCAGCUGUGCAGUUUUGAGGAGAACACACCCAGGAUUCCAUGAGAUCAUGUCAAAUCUAGAUAUGUAUUAGGGUAAAAGUUCAGAUACUGAACCAAAAACUCAACACUAGACCAAACAUUAACUCUCCCCAGCUAUCACACUGACUCUGAUGCAAUACGUUCUCUUCCAAUGAGUAUCCCUCAGUAAAAAUAGAUCAUUACAGUGGGGAAAAAAAGUAUUUAGUCAGCCACCAAUUGUGCAAGUUCUCCCACUUAAAAAGAUGAGAGAGGCCUGUAAUUUUCAUCAUUGGUACACGUCAACUAUGACAGACAAAUUGAGAAAGAAAAAUCCAGAAAAUCACAUUGUAGGAUUUUUUAUGAAUUUAUUUGCAAAUUAUGGUGGAAAAUAAGUAUUUGGUCACCUACAAACAAGCAAGAUUUCUGGCUCUCACAGACCUGUAACUUCUUCUUUAAGAGGCUCCUCUGUCCUCUACUCGUUACCUGUAUUAAUGGCACCUGUUUGAACUUGUUAUCAGUAUAAAAGACACCUGUCCACAACCUCAAACAGUCACACUCCAAACUCCACUAUGGCCAAGACCAAAGAGCUGUCAAAGGACACCAGAAACAAAAUUGUAGACCUGCACCAGGCUGGGAAGACUGAAUCUGCAAUAGGUAAGCAGCUUGGUUUGACGAAAUCAACUGUGGGAGCAAUUAUUAGGAAAUGGAAGACAUACAAGACCACAGAUAAUCUCCCUCGAUCUGGGGCUCCACGCAAGAUCUCACCCCGUGGGGUCAAAAUGAUCACAAGAACGGUGAGCAAAAAUCCCAGAACCACACGGGGGGACCUAGUGAAUGACCUGCAGAGAACUGGGACCAAAGUAACAAAGCCUACCAUCAGUAACACACUACGCCGCCAGGGACUCAAAUCCUGCAGUGCAGACGUGUCCCCCUGCUUAAGCCAGUACAUGUCCAGGCCCGUCUGAAGUUUGCUAGAGUGCAUUUGGAUGAUCCAGAAGAGGAUUGGGAGAAUGUCAUAUGGUCAGAUGAAACCUGAACUUUUUGGUAAAAACUCAACUCGUCGUGUUUGGAGGACAAAGAAUGCUGAGUUGCAUCCAAAGAACACCAUACCUACUGUGAAGCAUGGGGGUGGAAACAUCAUGCUUUGGGGCUGUUUUUCUGCAAAGGGACCAGGACGACUGAUCUGUGUAAAGGAAAGAAUGAAUGGGGCCAUGUAUCGUGAGAUUUUGAGUGAAAACCUCCUUCCAUCAGCAAGGGCAUUGAAGAUGAAACGUGGCUGGGUCUUUCAGCAUGACAAUGAUCCCAAACACACCGCCCGUGCAACGAAGGAGUGGCUUCGUAAGAAGCAUUUCAAGGUCAUGGAGUGGCCUAGCCAGUCUCCAGAUCUCAACCCCAUAGAAAAUCUUUGGAGGGAGUUGAAAGUCCGUGUUGCCCAGCGACAGCCCCAAAACAUCACUGCUCUAGAGUAUCUGCAUGGAGGAAUGGGCCAAAAUACCAGCAACAGUGUGUGAAAACCUUGUGAAGACCUGUGUCAUUGCCAACAAAGGGUAUAUAACAAAGUAUUGAGAAACUUUUGUUAUUGACCAAAUACUUAUUUUCCACCAUAAUUUACAAAUAAAUUCAUUAAAAAUCCUUUCUGGAGAAAAAAAAUCUCAUUUUGUAUGUCAUAGUGGACGUGUACCUAUGAUGAAAAUUACAGGCCUCUCUCAUCUUUUUAAGUGGGAGAACUUGCACAAUUGGUGGCUGACUAAAUACUUUUUUUCCCCACUGUAACUUACUAUUAAAGUAGUUCAAAUUAAUAUACUGUCUAUUUAUUUUCAUUUAUUUUACUAUUAUUUAUGCAUUUAUUUAUUAUUCAUAUGGUAGCUGUGACUUCUCCAUUUGUGGGGUAAAACUUUAGAAGCAAUUUGUUUUACACUCAAUUCAUGAAAAAUAUUGAAUGUGGCUAUUAGUGCCGCUUUCAUAAAUAUAGAGGAUGGGUGACUUUGUUACCCGAAUCUAGUUAACCUGUACUGCAUGUACUGUGGCGCUCCCUGUCCUCAGAACUACAUCUUCAUGCUAGUUUAAUAAUAAUACAAUACAUAAUAAUAAUUUGGUGGAUGCUUAUAUUUGUCCUAAUGUUAAUCAUAAUAAUAUGCCAUUUAGCAGACGCUUUUAUCCAAAGCGACUUAGAGUCAUGUGUGCAUACAUUUUUACGUAUGGGUGGUCCCGGGGAUCGAACCCACUACCCUGGCGUUACAAGCGCCACGCUCUACCAAUUGAGCUACAGAGGACCACAUAAUAAUUUGGUGGAUACUUAUAUUUGUCCUAAUGUGUAUUUUUUGCAUAUCCCAAAUUCCCCUGAGACACCCUAGGAGAGUGGGGUCAUGGCUAGGUAAAUGACCAUAUCAGCUAUCAUUUCUAAUUACCAGGUCUGUCUUGAGGACAAAAUAUUUCCAGUGACAUAACAAAAAGAAGAAGAAGACGAAGAAGAACAAAGAAGAAGAACGAAGAAGAGGAAGAAGAAGAACGAAGAAGAAGAACGAAGAAGGAGAACGAAGAAGAAGAAGAAGAAGAAGAAGAAGAAGAAGAAGAAGAAGAAGAAGAAGAAGAAGAAGAACAAAGAAGAAGAGGUUUAAAAAAUCCACUAAUCCCAGACUUCACCUUUGGUUCAACACUAUCCUGAAAAAAAAAGGAACAACUUACUUUAUUAAAAUAGACUGGACUUUGGGCCUUGACUUUGCAGUCUCCCUGUUUAAAUCCCCCUUCAGGUACUGGUUACCUGCCUGUCUAUUCCACAGGCCAGGACUGAGUAAGGCUGUCUCCACUCUCUAAACAGCCUGACCCACCUCCCAGACAAACUUGUGGCGCCUCUCCUGGUCGUCUAGUCUCCUCAAGCGACAAUAAAACAUUCUAGAUAGCAUAUAGUCCUUUGCCUCUUCACAGACUAACACACCAACAUGCUUGACCAUUACCUUGUCAGGAUGUUUUCCAUCAAGGCAAAUUACCAACUAUCCUGGAACAGGUGUGAAAACACAUCAUUGGUGAUAAACUGAGGGAAGAGACCAUCCAGUGCAUCGUAUCUUUCAAGGCCAUCUUUUUUAACCUGGCCUCCUACUGCAGAAUGUACCUGUCCUCAUGCUGCAGAAUUUACCUGUCCUCCUGCUGAAGAAGGUACCUGUCCUCCUGCUGAAGAAGGUACCUGGCCUCCUGCUGAAGAAUGUACCUGUCCUCCUGCUGAAGAAGGUACCUGGGGCGGCAGGUAGCUUAGUGGGUAAGAGCGUUGUGCCAGUAACCGAAAGGUCGCUGGUUCUAAUCCCCAAGCCGACUAGGUGAAAAAUCUGUCGAUGUGCCCUUAAGCAAGGCACUUAACCCUAAUUGCUCCUGUAAGUCGCUCUGGAUAAGAGCGUCUGCUAAAUGACUAAAAUGUAAAUGUAAAAUGUACCUGGCCUCCUGCUGAAGAAGGUACCUGGCCUCGUGCUGCAGAAUGUACCUGUCCUCCUGCUGAAGAAGGUACCUGGCCUCAUGCUGCAGAAUGUACCUGUCCUCCUGCUGAAGAAGGUACCUGGCCUCCUGCUGAAGAAUGUACCUGUCCUCCUGCUGAAGAAG
This is a messenger RNA of Coregonus sp. 'balchen', 31793 nucleotides long. The record is from the annotation of a GenBank genome assembly. Lineage: Eukaryota; Metazoa; Chordata; Actinopteri; Salmoniformes; Salmonidae.